ACCAAGUUGUGCUCUUCCGCCGCGUUAGCAACUCUUUCUCAGGUGUUGGAGAUGGAUCCUCCAUUCGUCCUCGAUACUGGUGGGGCUGGACGGAUUCCGAGUGACAGUCCCAUCAUUUAUUGUUCAUCGAAGCCAUGCUUUGGGGAUAGUGAGGAGGAGGUAAUCGCUUCAUCUAAAUCGGUUACACCUCGCAAGUUUCGUCGAAUAGCUGCCUCAAAACGGUACCACGAAAAUGAAAAAUUCGCAAAAAUCAAGCCUGGGUGUAUAUCUCCUGAACUUCGCGAGGCCUUACACAUCUCCCACCAUGAUAUUCCUUUGCACAUUUAUCGGAUGCGCUCCAUGGGUUACCCCCCUGGAUGGUUGCGUAAAGCGAAGGUGGAACGAUUGCCAUUGUUUGAUGGCGAGCUUGAACUCGACAGUAGUCUUGAGGACCUAAAUGAUUUGGAGGGUGAGCGCCAGCGAUUGUUGUCGGAAAUAAACGCUUUGAAGAACUCGCUCUCACCGAUUUCUGGUCCUUCCAAAUUGAAGGAAGAAUGUAAAGAGCUAUCGGAAGGUUGCGCGAACUACAAUAGGUCAACAUUUCCGCGUAAAGCACCGGAAAGCGGCGGAAUGGAUGCUGAUCGGAUUUCACUUAACACCGAACAUGCUUCAUUCAAUGGUAAAUCCUGUGCAUCUAUGUUGAUUUCUUUGCAAGUCAAGAUUUGA
Messenger RNA from Hydatigera taeniaeformis, 705 nucleotides. NCBI's taxonomy places the organism in Eukaryota, Metazoa, Platyhelminthes, Cestoda, Cyclophyllidea, Taeniidae. The record is from the annotation of a GenBank genome assembly.